This is a messenger RNA of Penicillium brevicompactum, 1443 nucleotides long. RefSeq lists its product as uncharacterized. The transcript is spliced from 3 exons. Gene Ontology annotation, biological process: lipid metabolic process. The record is from RefSeq and is a predicted model, not a curated record. Lineage: Eukaryota; Fungi; Ascomycota; Eurotiomycetes; Eurotiales; Aspergillaceae. The annotation marks the transcript as partial.
AUGGCUGCUUGGCUUGAUCUCGUCAGAGAGAAUGAAGUAUGGAACUUGGUGGAUACCAACCGCUUGGGAGAACUUGUGCAGGAAUUACCCUAUCCAAAAUGUCAAUAUCCAUCACUGCUGUAUUUUACCGGUAAUUCAAACCGCAUGAAAGCUUUGCGGGCUCUGUUUCCAUACAACAACAUCACACGCAAAGGCCCCGCAGGCUUGAUUCGUCUUCAUCUCAGCACCAAGACCGCUCAUACACAGAGUCCUAUAUUGUUUGCUGAAAGCAGUUUAUGCCUGGAGCACAGCUUGGGCGACUCGAAAUGGCUCAAGCAUUCAACGACAAAGCAUCGAAGCUUCUCUAUAACGGGCGCAGAAGGGCUGUUGCCCCCUGCAAGGCUACAACAAGAAGUGAAGAGGCAAAUUGUUUUACCAUGGACCCAGAUCCUGUGUUUGUUCCUCGAUUCCGCCGCUGACAUUCAGGCCGCAAGAAACUUACUCCAACAACCACGUCGACAGCUGACUAUUGGCAACGAGGGUAUUCCGGCUCCCACGCAGAUAGUCAUUGUCUUGACCGACGGCAAGCAUACAACAAAAGCCUUCACACAAGAAUACGCACAGCUCCAAAAGAUGAUCUUGAUCCUCAAGCAACUAGGUAUAGUCCAGGCCGAGCAACUAUCAGCUUGUCGGCGGUUCUCAGCAAUUCACCUCUGUGCUUUCUGGAACACCCAUGUACAAAGCCACCAACGGCUCCUGGAUGCACCGCCAUUUGAUCUUUUGGCAAGAGCCCGAAGUGACUAUACGAGAAAUGACACGAUGGCCGAUUGUCUUCGAGAGGUCACUCAAUAUAAAACAUCCGUUAGCUGCUCAAAGGAGGACUUUGAUGAUCUUGUAGCUACGGCUUUCUUGAUGGAUGCCUACCCCCCUGGAAUGCAUGGUUUCUCGCCCACCUUGGUGUUCGCCGCGCUUUAUGAGAAAUUAUGUCUCGGCAUCUGGGACGAAAGGUUCCAGAGCCAUAUUGCUGGCGUUUCAUUCCGCUUCGUGCAAUAUUUCUGGCAGUUGAGUGCUGUGAGGACUUCAGCAGCCAUUCGAAAGGAGACGUUGCAUCGCUUGUAUCGCCGGUGGGGUGGUCUUCGUUCCACCACUACUUGCUUGGUCUGUCUGUGUCGACCCCCGGAGCAUAUGCUCCCCUGCAAACAUGCAAUAUGUGACACCUGCAUCGUGAUCUUCGGAAAUCCAAGUUCGCUUGGGGAGUAUCAUUUCGAGGUCGCUCAAUGCCCUAUCUGCGACGAGAGGUCCAACGUCACUGUCCGCCAACUACCUCCAACUAAGCAUCCGGUGAUUCUCAGUUUAGAUGGCGGUGGAGUGCGCGGUCUGAUUCAACUAGGCCUUCUACAAGCUUUAGAAAGGCGCAUUGGUGUUCCGAUCGCAUCUCUACCAGAUCUGUGCACUGGAACUAGU